Messenger RNA from Penicillium concentricum, 1134 nucleotides. Its product is annotated as Nif3-like dinuclear metal center hexameric protein. Bases 1 to 1134 code for a protein of 377 amino acids. The record is from RefSeq and is a predicted model, not a curated record. The transcript is spliced from 4 exons. Gene Ontology annotation, cellular component: cytoplasm; mitochondrion. Lineage: Eukaryota; Fungi; Ascomycota; Eurotiomycetes; Eurotiales; Aspergillaceae.
AUGCCUGUGUCAAUGAAAUCUUCGGAAUGCUCGCCAUUCACCAAUUGCGUGGUGAGCGCUAUGAGAAAGCUAUACCCGGAGGCGCUGGCAGACAAGAGCUUCGAUAAUACAGGAUUGCUCCUCGAAGCUCCUUUCGACAACUCCCGGAUACAGAAUAACUCGGUCCUCCUGGCUAUUGACCUCACUACCGCCGUUGCCGAUGAAGCUAUUGAGAAGCGCCAUUCGGUUGUCGUCGCAUACCACCCAAUCAUCUUCCGCGGCCUGAAAUCACUUACCUUUGCCGACUCCCAACAACGAUCCCUACUCCGCCUAGCACAGCAUGGAAUCAGCGUCUACUCCCCGCACACAGCAGUCGACACCGUCCCCGGCGGCAUGGCCGACUGGCUCUGCGACGUAGUGACAGGAAACUUCAACCCCGUCAAACAAACCCCGAAAGCCACCAUCGAAUCCUGCAACUCAAGCAUGUACUCCGCCCCAACCUACCCGGAAUCACCAAUCCCCGCUGUGCAAACCCCCUCGCAAGGACCACCGCACACCAGGUCCACAAUCCACCCGUCUCCGCCAGCCUCAAUCCCAGAAGGUUUCGAGUCAGCCGGUGCAGGCCGUCUAGUGACCUUCGCCGAGAAACAGCCACUCACUACCCUGAUCGACAAUAUCGCUUGCGGUAUCGGCCUGCCCGGCGGUAUCCCCAUCGCCAUUCCCCAAGGCCACUCUGUUGACGCUAUCUCCAUCCGUACGGUGGGUAUGUGUCCCGGCUCGGGCUCUGGUGUGCUGCUCAAAGGUGACGGCGAGCUCCCUGAUCUCCUCCUGACCGGUGAAAUGAGCCACCACGAGGCUUUGGCUGCCACGGAGCGCGGAUCUGUUGUUAUUUCGCUUUCGCACACUAACUCCGAGCGUGGGUAUCUGCGUUCAGUGAUGCAGCCUAAGUUGCAGGCUGAGGUUACGGAGCAGUGGGCUAAGGCUUUCUUGGAUUCUGCGAAGGCUAUUGAUGAUCUUAGCAAGUCUGGUGGGGUUCCACCACUGGCGACUGCACUUCGAAUUCGGGACUUGCAUAAGGAUCAAGGCGUUGCUUCGGUUUCUGUUAGUGAGGCUGAUCGUGAUCCCUAUGGUAUUAUGAUUUGGCGUGGUAACUAG